Molecule: messenger RNA, 5974 nt
Organism: Strongylocentrotus purpuratus (purple sea urchin)
Lineage: Eukaryota; Metazoa; Echinodermata; Echinoidea; Camarodonta; Strongylocentrotidae
Product: ubiquitin carboxyl-terminal hydrolase 7
Exons: 33
Coding region: 374-3754 (1126 amino acids)
Biological process (GO): regulation of protein stability; protein deubiquitination
Cellular component (GO): cytosol; nucleus
Molecular function (GO): protein binding; cysteine-type endopeptidase activity; cysteine-type deubiquitinase activity
Source: RefSeq, a predicted model, not a curated record
UACACACACAGAUUCCCUAUGCACUUUUGCAUAGACAAUAAUCAUUCACCAUGUAUUGAAUGGAGUUAAUGCGGCUGCAUACACCUUGCGAAACCAUUGUGAUGAGGUUGUAUUUUUCAUUUUCCGAUACCGAUUGACUCCCCAAAAUCUGAUAUUUAGGCUUGUCGUGUCGGAAGAAGGCCCCUGCCAGCAGGGGAAAUCAGCCGAGAUUGGGCGGAUCGCAAGUAAGCACGUGAAGGUGCCUCCAACGUCCCGAAAAGCACCCUCGUCGCAAGGCAGUGACAAGGGGUCAGAUUCGGCGACGUCGGUCGUGGAAUUGAGAGAGUCCGAUAAGAAAAAAUCGAAGAAGACGAACAAGAGUCCCUCAGGCACAAUGAACCACUACCCCAGCAACGAACGACCUCAGAGUGAGACGGAGGAGAUGGAUACACAGGAGGCACCGAACGAAAACAUCCCCACCAAAGAGGAGACGUCCCCCACCCAGCCCCUGGGGGAUGACGUGGAUACAGGAGGGGGUGGUGGUGGGAGGGACGAGAACCCUGUGGUCAUGAAUGGGGACCUGACCACUGAACCGGGGCCGGACGAUCCAGAACAGGGAGAGAAGAUGGAAGAAGAUGGCAGUCGUUCGGAAGCCACCUUCUGCCAUACAGUCAACAACAUCAGCAAGCUGAAGGAGACUUCACUCAGUACGUCUAUCACCGUCAGGAACUUGCCAUGGAAAAUCAUGGCAAUGCCCCGGACGAGUCACAACAGUGCUGAGCGCAGCUCUCGAAGUUUGGGCUUCUUCUUACAGUGCAAUGCAGAAUCCGAUUCACAGCUUUGCAGAACAUGGUCGUGUCAGGCCACGGCUGAACUUCGGCUUCUGAAUCAAACAGGAGGACAAUCCCAUGUGAAAAAAAUCUCUCAUCUGUUCUACAGCAAGGAAAAUGACUGGGGUUUCAGUCAUUUCAUGGCAUGGAGUGACUUGUUAGAUCCAGAGAAGGGGUAUGUGAAGGAUGACGCCAUUACGUUGGAGGUUCACGUUGUGGCCGACGCCCCUCAUGGUGUUAGCUGGGACUCCAAGAAGCUAACUGGGUAUGUUGGUCUGAAGAAUCAAGGAGCGACGUGCUACAUGAACUCUUUGCUGCAGUGUCUAUUCUUCACCAAUGAACUCAGAAAGGCUGUGUACCUUAUGCCAACGGAAAGUGACGACUCUUCAAAAAGUGUGCCACUUGCGUUACAGAGGGUGUUCUACGAGCUGCAGCACAGCGAUAAACCUGUCAGUACCAAGAAACUCACAAAGUCAUUCGGGUGGGAGACGCUAGACUCCUUCAUGCAGCAUGAUGUACAGGAACUCUGCAGAGUGCUCCUGGAUAACAUCGAGAGCAAAAUGAAGAGUACAGUCGUCGAAGGAAUCAUUCCAAAACUCUUUGAAGGCAAAAUGAUUUCAUACAUCAAGUGUAAGUACAUCACAUACGAGUCAGGGAGAACUGAGCCAUUCUAUGACAUACAGCUCAAUAUCAAAGGCAAGAAAAAUGUACAUGAAUCCUUCAAAGACUACAUUGCCACGGAAACGAUGGAUGGGGAGAACAAGUACGAUGCAGGGGAACACGGCAUGCAGGAGGCAGAGAAAGGAGUGAUCUUCACCAAGUUUCCACCGGUCUUACACUUGCAGCUGAUGAGGUUUCAGUACGAUCCACAAACAGACUCCAAUGUCAAAAUCAACGACAGAUACGAGUUUCCUUUCAAGUUGAACCUGGACACCUUCAUGAAGGAGGAGGAGGAGACUUCUGCCGACUACACGCUGCAUUCUGUGCUGGUUCACAGUGGGGAUAACCAUGGCGGGCAUUAUGUGGGCUUCAUCAACCCCAAAGGAGACGGCAAGUGGUGUAAAUUUGAUGAUGACGUCGUCUCCCGGUGUACCAAAAUGGAAGCAAUAGACAACAACUUUGGUGGUCACGACGAGGACAUCUCAGUCAGGAACUGUACAAAUGCAUACAUGUUGGUCUACAUACGGGAUAGCUGUAUGAGUCGGGAUAUUUUAGAUGAAGUUGUCAUGAAGGACGUCCAGGAAGAUCAUAUUCCAGAGACGCUCAAGAGGAGGUUACAAGAAGAAAAGAAAUUAGAAGCACAAAGGAGAAAAGAGAGGACAGAGGCGCACCUGUACAUGACCAUUCAAGUGGUCGCAGAAGACCAGUUCUACGGUCACCAAGGCAACGACCUCUUUGACUUCGACAGAAUACGAUUCAAAGAGUUCAAGAUAAUGAAGUCAGCCAGCCUUGGGGACGGGCUAGAUGUGUUGUCUCAGUCAAUGGGCUACCGUAUCGAUCAGAUCAGGAUCUGGCCCUUCUCACAGCGGACCAAUCACACCUACAGGCCAACGUUACUAGAGAAUGAUGACCCGGUCAAACAGAUGAAUGAAGUAGCAGACGGAGACAGUGUAUGGACAGUGUUCCUUGAAACGCAAGAUCCUGAAGCACCGCAAGUCUGUCUGCCAUCAUUCGACAGAGAGAGUGAUGUUCUUUUGUUUCUGAAGCUCUACGACCCUAAGACAAAGAGUCUUUCCUACUGUGGGCAUGUCUACGUUCCUAUCACUACCAAAAUACAGGCACUUGUUCCACUGAUGAAUGAGAGGGCAGGCUUUCCGGAGACAACAGAACUCAUUUUAUAUGAGGAGGUGAAGCCUAACCUGACAGAGAAGAUAGAAGACCUGAGUCAACAGAUGGACAAGGGUCUAGAUGAGCUCAUGGAUGGUGAUAUUCUUGUAUUCCAAAAGGACGAUCCCGAUAAGAUGCAAUAUGACCUGCCGACGGCCCGAGACUACUUCCGCGACCUCUUCUGCCGGGAGGAGGUGACCUUCUGUGACAAGUCAAACCCUCGUGACCCGGGCUUCACGCUGGUCCUCUCCAACAAGAUGAACUACUUCCAGUUCGCCAAGGCGGUGGCCCAGCAUCUAGACACGGACAUGAUGUUACUUCAGUUCUUCAAGAGUCAAGGUCACAGAGAUGGACCUGGCCAUCCUCUAAGAUGUACGUUUGAAGGUACAUUACGAGAUCUCCUACCGCCCACCAAGUCAAGGCAACCUAGGAAACUCUACUAUCAGAUGUUGAAUAUCAGGAUAGAUGAACUAGAGAACAAGAGGCAGUUCAAGUGUAUAUGGGUCACAGAUAAGCUCAAGGAGGUGGAGGUUGUACUAUAUCCUAACAAGACGGACACAGUCAGAGACAUGUUGGAGGAAUCUAAGAAGCAUGUACAGCUCGCAGAGAAUGGCACUGGAAAACUUAGGUUAUUAGAUAUCAUCAGUAACAAGAUCUUCCAGCAGUUUGCAGAAGACACACCCAUCGAGAACCUGGCCUUACAGGGGACCAAGAUGUACAGACUAGAAGAAAUUCCUCAAGACCAAUACAAGUUAAGCGAUGAUGAGAUGAUAGUAUGUGUAGCUCACUUCCAGAAGGAUCUCUACAACACGUUUGGUACACCCUUCUUUGUCAGGUUAAGAGAGGGCGAGGCAUUCUCCAAUGUUAAGGAGAGGAUACGAGAGCAACUAGACGUCUCUGAGAAGGAGUUAGAAAAGAUCAAGUUUGCAAUAGUUGUGAUGGGUAGACAGACGUACAUCGGGGAAGAGCAAGAGUACACCGUACGACUGAAAGACUUCCAGCCACAGGGACAUGCAUCUAAUCCCCAGCCUAGGCCGUGGCUGGGUCUGGACCAUGUCAACAAGAACAAGCGACCCCGAUACAACUACGUGGAGAAACCCAUCAAGAUCUUGAACUGACAAACACUUAACAGACCCAGCCGUACGUACGUACCACCGCUGGAACAUUAUACAAAACACUUAGAAUUUACAUAGAUAUAAAUACCGGGGAUAUAAUGAUGGAGAUUUCGAUAAAUGGAAAACAGAUGGAGGGAUAGACGGACAGAUAUAUGGAUGGAUUGAUAGUUCAGUGGACAGAGGAGCCAGGAAAGGAAGGAUUUGUAACCAAAGAGCUUCAAGCUGCCAGCAGAGGAUUCUAGAGAGGAUGGAUGGAGGAGAGCCGAUGUGAAAGCAACGGCAGCGUCGAGAGAAGCACUUGUUAACACUGAAACGCCAUUGUCAUAGCUGUUAGGGAUCCAACACAUCUUUGUGAACAUGUGUCUUUACUGUGUGCCAAUUCCCCUCUUCAUGACCUUAACCUUUUCGUGACCCUCCCUGAGGAAACUUUUAAGAUUAAGAAAUGUAAAAAAUAAUGUCCGGGCUUGCUUAUAAAGCAACCAGUGCUGUUUCAAAAACGAUAAAUAGUGAUAUCUAAUUUUUUUAGAAUAAAAUGACUUCUCCUCAUACCAAUAAUCAUUGAUUUUCAUCUUCACCGCAAAUAUUGAGGUAUUGAGUUCAACCUGUGUAUAGAGUUUACUUAUGAAAAAUUGUUAAGAGUGGCCAAAGUAAACAGGAGGCCUUUAUAUAGUGAUGGCUACUAUAAGUGGUCUGACUGUCUGUCUGUCUAUAUUAGGCUAUUUUAUGCUGUAUUAAUUUUAACUUGUUUAGAUUAGUUACCCAAAAAUAAAAGUGGCCACUAUAAACAGGUGGAUUUAUAUAGCAGUGACCGUUGUAGUUAAUCUGUUUAUAUGGCUUGAUUUUGGUCUGGUCUGCAUUUAGAAUAGCAUCGAUUACACUUUCCCCAAAAGAUGACACUUAAAUCCUGCAAGGGUAAGAAAGAGAUUAAUUGGUUAUGAACCAUGGUCGUUGGCUGUGCUCAUACGAGAAUGGUUCUCCGCAGCACUGGCCGUAGCCUUGGAGACACACCCACAUCAUGUAGACUGGGAGACAUGCCCACAUCAUGUAGUCUGGGAGACACGCCCACAUCAUGUAGACUGGGAGACACUCCCACAUCAUGUAGACUGGGAGACACUCCCACACCAUGUAGACUGGGAGACACGCCCACGUCAUGUAGUCUGGGAGACACGCCAACAUCAUGUAGUCUGGGAUACACGCCCACAUCAUGCCACUCACACCUUUGUGUUUGCGCCAAGGCCAUCCAUGUGGGGUGCCUUGGCAUGGCACUUGUGUCGUCUGCAAAUCAAUGCUUAGAAAUGUAAUAGUUGGUAUAUGUAUACAUGUAGCAAUCCUCACGGCUGUUGCUUGUACCUUACAAUAGCAAGGUCAUUAUUAAAGUUGUUUAUAUUCUGUACACUUGCUUGGCCAUGUCCCUUUGACGUAAGUUUAUCAAAUGAUAAAUUGCACACCUUUGAAAUUCUUCUUAUCCAUUGCCACUUAAAGCCCCACCGCACUAGUUUGGCCAGGAGGGAUUAGACCUCCCUGCAUGGUCACAUAGUGCAGUGGGGCUUUAAACCACACAGUUCUGUCAAAUAUUAGUGCUGCUUGAAGGGCAUCUCUCCAGAGGCAUUCAAUUAAAGUCAUUUCUAGGAAAAGAAACAAAGUUGAUUUCCACUACAGUAUCGUUAUAGUGCAUUCACCCAAACUGGCAGCAUCUUGUAUAAUGUUCAUGUACUAAUAUAUAAUGUAUUAGCAUUGAUCUCAUGACAUCCCUCCAGCUUGUAAUUAUUCAGCGAUGAUUUUAUCUGUAUGUCAUGUCGACUCUGACAGUCCAAAAGUACACAGUAUUUUCAAAAUUCAAAUUUUAUCUUUCUUCUUUUUGAUGUUUCCUUUGUAUUUAUUUUCUUUCUUUUUUUUCCGGGAGAGGUAGAAUGGUUGUCACGGAAAUGAUGCUUUGCUCAAUCAAAGUUUUAUAAAUCAGAUGAUCAUCUUAUUUCUGUUUUUUUUUUCCUUCUUCAUAUCAACAAAAUACUCAAGUUAUGAAUUUUAACAAACAUAAUAACAUAUAACGUUAGUAGCAUUAUGAAUGUAAGUGAAAAGAUAAAGAAGUGUUUUCCCUAUAAACCUACAAUGUACAGCAGACUUAAAUAGAAAAGUCAGUUAUCAAUUACAUGAAUGUUGCACUAUUUAUAUUAUUUCAUUGCAUUAAUUGUUCAUAUUAUUCAUUGAAUACAAAGAAAAGAA